Cygnus olor (mute swan) is the source of this 2281-nucleotide messenger RNA. It is a transcript of the gene CTBP2, whose product is annotated as C-terminal binding protein 2. The transcript is spliced from 9 exons. Gene Ontology annotation, molecular function: transcription corepressor activity; oxidoreductase activity, acting on the CH-OH group of donors, NAD or NADP as acceptor; NAD binding. The record is from RefSeq and is a predicted model, not a curated record. Bases 554 to 2266 code for a protein of 570 amino acids. Lineage: Eukaryota; Metazoa; Chordata; Aves; Anseriformes; Anatidae.
GGGAGCGCUCCGCCCAGCGCCGGCCGGGCACUUUCUCGCUUCAAAAAAAAAAAAAAAAAAAAAAAAAAAAAAAAAAAAAAGAGGGAAAAAAAAAAAAAAAAAACAGCGCCUCCGACCCUCCCCCCGAGUUGCAAUUAGCAUCCUCCCCGCUGCUGCUGGGCGCCGCGGCGGGGCUCCGCUGCCCCCGUCCGCUCCCGGCGCGGCGGCGGGCGGAGCAGGAGCGGCUCGGCACGGCUCGGCACGGCGCGGAGCGGAGCGGAGCGGAGCGGAGCGGGGGGGAGGCUUAAGUUUUUGUGCGGGGCGAGCGGCUGGCACUGGAAGGUGGAUCUCCGGCAGGCACAACCCGGCGGCGGCGGGCAGGGAUGCGGCGCUGAAGCGGUGCGGGGAGGCCGGCCGGGCCGAGCCGAGCCGAGCCGGGCCGAGCCGAGCCGUGCCGGGCGGCCAGCAGCAGGAUCGAUAGUGGCGUUAUGCAUGCCGACUCCCGUGAGUUUUCCUGAGUUCCUGGGGGACUGCUUUGCUUUUUGAAUCAGAAAGUUGCAAAAUACCAUCAAGAAUGGCACUUGUGGAUAAACACAAAGUCAAGCGACAGCGACUGGACAGAAUUUGUGAAGGUAUCCGCCCUCAGAUCAUGAACGGCCCCAUGCACCCCCGGCCCCUGGUGGCACUGCUGGACGGCAGGGACUGCACGGUGGAGAUGCCCAUCCUGAAGGAUCUGGCGACCGUGGCAUUCUGUGACGCACAAUCAACUCAGGAGAUCCACGAGAAGGUAUUAAACGAAGCCGUUGGGGCCAUGAUGUACCACACCAUCACGCUGACCCGAGAAGAUCUAGAGAAGUUCAAGGCCUUGCGGGUCAUUGUUCGAAUAGGCAGCGGCUACGACAACAUUGACAUCAAAGCGGCGGGGGAGCUCGGCAUCGCCGUCUGCAACAUCCCCUCGGCCGCCGUGGAGGAGACGGCCGACUCCACCGUGUGCCACGUCCUCAACCUCUACCGGCGCAACACGUGGCUGUACCAGGCGCUGCGGGAGGGCACGCGGGUGCAGAGCGUGGAGCAGAUCCGCGAGGUGGCCUCCGGCGCCGCCCGCAUCCGGGGGGAGACGCUCGGCCUCAUCGGCUUCGGUCGCACUGCCCAGGCGGUUGCAGUCCGAGCCAAGGCGUUUGGCUUCAACGUGAUAUUUUAUGACCCGUACCUGCAGGAUGGCAUAGAGAGGUCCCUGGGAGUGCAGCGAGUCUACACGCUCCAGGACCUGCUCUACCAGAGCGACUGUGUCUCGUUGCACUGUAACCUGAACGAACACAACCACCACCUGAUCAACGACUUCACGAUUAAGCAGGUAACGAAGCAGCAGAGCGCAGGCACAAACCACGCCUCGGUGCCGGGUGUCUGCGGUGCCAGCCUGUGGGCUGCCUCCAGAACCGCUGGUCACCCCAUGUCCCGUGGUGUUUGUGGGGUGCAGCACAUUCCCUGGGGAGCAGCUCUCUGCUCCAUGGCGCGGAGGCGGCUGCGGGACCGGGUCGUGUUUGCUGCCACCAGCCCGCGCUGGCCUUGCCAGCAAAACCCCUGUGCCCCGGAACGGGGCCCUGCUUGCAGCCACAGGGGUUCUGCUGAACCAGGGGAUGAGGGUACAGCCCCGGGGUGCCUCCCAGGGCAGGACCAAGCGCUGGCCAUGGCACCGAGAUCUCACUCCUCUCUCUCCCGGCGUCGCCAGAUGCGGCAGGGCGCGUUCCUGGUGAACACGGCGCGUGGGGGGCUGGUGGACGAGAAGGCCUUAACUCAAGCCCUGAAGGAGGGACGGAUACGAGGGGCUGCGCUCGACGUGCACGAGUCAGAACCGUUUAGUUUUGCUCAAGGCCCAUUGAAAGAUGCUCCUAACCUAAUCUGUACCCCGCACACCGCCUGGUACAGCGAGCAGGCGUCGCUAGAGAUGAGGGAAGCUGCUGCCACCGAAAUCCGGCGCGCGAUCACAGGGCGCAUUCCAGAAAGCCUACGGAACUGCGUGAACAAGGAAUUCUUUGUCACAACGGCUCCGUGGUCAGUAAUAGAUCAGCAAGCAAUCCAUCCAGAGCUCAAUGGUGCCACAUACAGGUAUCCCCCCGGGAUGGUGAGCGUCGCGCCGGGAGGCAUACCAGCGGCCAUGGAGGGCAUCAUUCCCGGCGGCAUCCCCGUGACCCACAACCUGCCCACCGUGGCGCACCCCUCCCAAGCUCCGUCGCCGAACCAGCCCACGAAACACGGGGACAACAGGGAACAUCCCAACGAGCAAUAGCAGCUAAUUUAAAAA